Gadus chalcogrammus (walleye pollock) is the source of this 1989-nucleotide messenger RNA. It is a transcript of the gene dcst1, whose product is annotated as DC-STAMP domain containing 1. Lineage: Eukaryota; Metazoa; Chordata; Actinopteri; Gadiformes; Gadidae. The record is from RefSeq and is a predicted model, not a curated record. The transcript is spliced from 16 exons. Gene Ontology annotation, cellular component: membrane. The coding region runs from base 1 to 1989 and encodes 662 amino acids.
AUGGGAGAGAUGGCGGUUAAAACACCCCACACCACUCUACAGCGGAUUGGUCGGUUCGCCCUGCCUGCCACCGUCUAUGAUUCCCUCUUCAGCCAAUCAGAGGGUCCCCCUUGGGUGGGCCUCCUGCUUAGGGCUUUGUUUGGAGCUGUCAGUGGAGCAGGUCUGUUCCUAGGCCUGAUCUACAACCUCCCCAUGACCUUUCACCCCAGGCUGACAGCGGGCUGUUUCUUCAUAGCUCUGUGUGUUGUGGGCGGAGUCUUCUCCUCCUCCUUCAGGGCGUCGGUCCUGAUGAUGUUUCCCAGCAUGCUCGGCUCCAGGGGGCGGAGCUACCUCCUGGUGUACACCCUGUCUGCGCUCUACAGCGGGCCGCUGUGGAACAUCCAGAGCAACGUGCAGAGCGUGGCCCUCUCUCUGGGCUGCAACCUGGACCUCCAGAUGAACCACAGCCGACUGCUCUGGAGGACCACCGUGGAGCCCCUCAUCGCCCUGAGCCAGCAGGUCAUGGAGGAGCAGGGGGGCUUCCAGGAGGAGGCUCUGGACGUCAGCAGGGCGUUCCAGCAGAUCAGAGACGAGGUCAUCGCCCAGUACGGCUACGACCGCUUCAGCCCCAACCGCAGCAGCUCCACCCAGGACCAGUUCACCAGCAAGACCCGCCUGCAGUGUGACAGCGUGGUGGAGCAGGCGACCGGGCGGUGUCGGGACUGGUUCAGCAGGAAGUGGACCGACUGCGUGGAGACCGUCUCCGUCCCCGUCAUCAGCGACAUCCUGUGUGUGUCCAUGAAGUUCCACUUCCUGUGUGACGUCAUGAGAGUGAUGACCCCGUGGUGCCGGGAGCAGGUCCCCGUGGAGGGGAACUUUGGGCAGACCUUCGAUCAACUCAACCGCUCCAUGGACCGGCUGGCCACCGAGUUCAGCACCAGCCUGGUCCUGGAGCAGGAGGAGCAGCAGGUUCUUCUGGGAGACUUCCAGGACGUCUUCCAGGCGGAGCUGGCCUCCUCCUUCCAGAAGGUCCAGGACCUCAGCUCCAGGGUUCUCGACACGCUCCAGGUCCUCCUCUCCCUCACCUUCAUCUUCAUCUUCACAGGGGCCUUUGGUUAUGUCCAUAAGUACAGGAGGGACAUCUUCUUUGACAACGUCUACGUCACAACGUACUUCAGGCAGAUCGAAGCCCGGAGGAAGACAGCUGAUAAGCCCUUCCUGUUGCCUCUGAACAGAGCAGAACGGACUCAGCUCAUCAACCCCUGGAGUCCGCUCAUACACCCCCGUGAACUGGAGGAGUUGGUGGGCUGUCUGGGAGUCCUGGUCAGUGUCCUGCUGGCCGUGGAUCAGACCCUCAGCCGCAUUCUGGACCUCCUCCAUACACACACACACACUGAGUUCAACCUCACAGGCCACCAUGACGUGGAUAUCCGUGUGGGCGGGGCCUCCAUGAUGGCCCGCCUCCUGAGGAAGACCAUCUCAGCCUUCAACAGCUCCUCCCACCUGGACAUGCACUCCUCCAACCAGGACUGCCUGCCCCAGUCCACAUCGCUGCAGGUCUCGGACUACGUGUGCACUAUCGCUCCCGUCCUGCUGGGGGCGCUGAUGUGCUGCCUGCAGGUCUACAGCAACCGGCUGCGGAGGGCCAUCGCUGCCUUCUACUAUCCGAAGUGGGACAAAAGGCGCGUCCUCUUCCUCUAUAACUUCCACCUCCAGAACCGCGUCAGUUUCAUGGCUCGCCGGCGCGCCCUGCUGGCCACCAGGGGGCGCCCUCACGCCGCGGGUCUCCCCAGGUGUGUUCAGGUGGUCCUGGGGCGACUGGGCUGCCGGUUGCCAUGGCGCAGGUUGUCGAGGUGCUGUGUGUGUGAGGGGGGGUCGGGGGGUCAGGGGUCGGGGGCGUGCCCCUGGCCGGCCUGCGGAGCGACCUUCUGCGCCCCCUGCUGGGACCACCUGCAGCGCCUGUGUCCCUGCCGUCACCAUGACGACACCCCCCCCCUUCUGAAGCAAUAA